AUAGUUUUUUGAAAAUGAGGCUGUUUAAACGGAAUAGCCAAAGCAAGAUCAAGAUUGAAGGUUUAGUCUCAAAGAAUGAACUUGAUAGUCAAGAAACAAGUGAAUUUACUUCUGGAUCAAGAGAUAUUACAGAUCUCAUUGGACAUUUGAAUCAAGAUAAGGCUGAAGAAAUUUGUUCAUUUGUGGAGACUGAUUGUUUCGAUCAGGAUUUGCCAGCCAUUCAAGAGCGGGAAAAAGCUUUCAUCAGCAAACCCACCAGUUAUGGAAGUCAACCACUUGCUGUUGAGAAACCCAGUUUAUUUGAGAGCAAUCCGAUUGCGACAAUUGUCGAUCAAGAUUCUUCAGCCUCAAAAUUAACCUCGAAGACUAUUGAAACUGUUGAUAUAGAGUCAGCCGAUGAACCAACGUCAGAAAGUAAACGGAAAUCGGUGAAAGACUAUUUUGCCAUUGCCUCAACAAAAAUUACCAAUGCCAAAACUCCCGAAAGUUCUAUGAAAACUCCGACUUCGAGAAAAAGACAAGUAGAUGCAGAAAUUGAAAAAAUUUUUGGCGGCGAGUCUGAACAUGUAACUAAGACACCCAGAGUGAAAAAAUCGAAGAAAGCCAGACUGGCUGAAGGUAGCGAAACGUCAUUUGCAGUUCCUGAUAGCUUGAAGGGGCUGAAGUUACAGGACUUGGGAAAUCAGAGCGUGAUCGAAGAUUGGUUCAAGUGCCGUCGGAAUCCAGGGUCUAGCCUGGACACCCCAAUUCUAAAUAAGAGACCACGCCCACCUGUGACCAGAGUGAAAAGAUGUCAAGAGAGUCUGCAGACAGUGUCAUUGGCGUCACUGGUGAAGGAUUUGAAGACAUCGAAUCUGAAACUGGUCAAUUUUGUGUCAGAUUUGAAAAACUAUCUCUGA
Molecule: messenger RNA, 899 nt
Organism: Symsagittifera roscoffensis
Lineage: Eukaryota; Metazoa; Xenacoelomorpha; Acoela; Convolutidae
Exons: 4
Coding region: 15-899 (294 amino acids)
Source: RefSeq, a predicted model, not a curated record